UGACGAAAACUCCCUCCACAGACUAAAGAGUUUUCAGAAAGAGAAAGACGAACAGGGGAUAUAUAGGUUCAGCAUUUUAUCAGAAAUGGUGGAUAAUUUCAAGCAGUGAAGAUGUUUAAAGCUUUAGAUAAGGUCAACUAUGCCAGACUAGAUCUUUGUAGUCAUCUACAACAGCCCAAGAAGAAGCUAGGGGUGCCAUCUCUGUUGAAACUGUGCUGUCAGAAAAUAAACAGUUGUCAUGUAGAUCUCAUCAGGGAAGCCUUAUCAUGUAUCCCUAACCACUUAGCUCCAGUGCUGUUGGAGAUCGCCAUUGAUAGAGUGGCCCCAGUAGCCAUUAUUACACUCAUCUCCAACUGGCCUUUGCCUGUCUUAUGUUUUGGUGAUGUUGUGCAUCCAGAAAACAAAGAUAUAUUUACUGAAGAGAUGGGCUUGGAUUUAAUGGUAUUCAAAGGAGUCAUUGAGAGAACCAAAUCCUGCAAAAUCAAAGUCUUAGACCUUCGAGGAUUCAAGCUGAAUGCAACUUUUAGCAAGCUAAUUGUGCAGAUGUGGCCCAUAUUAUCCCUGAAGAAACAUCAAUUAAAACCAAAAAAGCUGGCCAAGAUAAUUGCCAAAGCCGCAGAUGUGGAGUUUAGUCGGUACAUGGAGGAACUCCUUCCCAGGAUGUUAAAUGAUAUUCUGUCUCAUGAAAUGGUUCAGGACACACAUAUACUGAUCCGUAUUCCUCGCGGAGAAAAGAUGAUCGUGAAGAUAGACAACAUUCACUUCACGGCCAGCAACACAUUUUUUAUGGACUACUUGAUCUGUAACUGCCUAAGAUCUGUCACUCCCGUAGCCAUCACAGUCUCCAACAUUCAUAUCAAGUCAGACCUUGCAAUAGGAGAAGAAGUGAUGGAUUCCUUGGCUCCAUUUAUUGUACUUAAAGGACAAGACAUAAAUACUCUUGAAGGUCUAUCCCUAAGACAAUUAGAAGAGGGAAUAUUUUUCAUGGUGUCACCCAACCUGAAGAAAUUUUCCAGAUUGCGUUCGCUCGAUUUGCAAGACUGUAACAUUUACUUACAAGAAGGCAAAACGCGAAGUAGAACAAUUGGCCGUGCCAUCAUGGUCAGGACAUUGUCAUGUUUUGAGAACUUAGUCCGACUAGAUCUAAGUUUCAAUUACCUCCUCGGUUGCUUGGGAGAAAUCUUAGACGCAUUAAAACUUCCAUUAGAAUUUCUUAGUCUACGAAACUGUGAUUUAAAUGAAGAUGACUUGGAGUGUUUAGCCAACUCAAAACAUGCUCUCUCCCUGCAGGAGUUGAAUUUGAGCAAAAUUUGUCAGUUUUCCAUUUAUGACAAUGACAGAAUAUCGUCCAAUAACUUGUUCAAGGUUGUGUUCUGUUUUAAGAAUGUUAAACUGCUCAAUCUAGCCCAAAACCACUUUCAGGAUUCUUCGAUUCCAAGUUUCUGUGAAAAGCUACCUCAAAAUUUGAAGAAACUGCAGUAUUUAGACAUUGCUGGAAAUGUUCUCACUGAAGACAGUACACUCCAAAUAUGCAAAGCUCUUGCCAAAGUGAAAACCUUUCAGUGGUUUCGGCUAACUUGUUCAAACAAUCUUUUAGACGAAGCUUUGGGACAUCUUAAUCAAGCACAUGAAAAUGCAGUGCAGGCCAAACAACGGAUCUGUGGUUUACUGUCAGCCCUGGGUAGAACUGAUAUCCACAUCGAAAUUGUGAAGUUAUCGUACGCAAUAUUUGUAGAUCUCAUGGAUGUGAUGGAGCUGUGAAACUUUAACAUGGCUAAAUACAACAUUGGGUUCAUGUUUAUGUGAAACAAGUCCACCUGUAAUUCUUAAAUGGCAACAAGGAUGAGGAACCUCCUAGCAGGUGCCCUCUGUGUAAAUAGGAUUAAGGAAUUGGAAUUCCCUGUGUUCUUUAAUAUGUACUGUUUUGUUUCUGCUGGAUCAUAAAUGAGGAAACCAUUUUGACAUUGUUGUAUUUUGUAUUUUGAACUCUUUUCCAUAAUUUGUAUUAUCAUUUUUACAAAAUAAACAGUAUCACAUUGCAUA
Messenger RNA from Magallana angulata, 2043 nucleotides. RefSeq lists its product as uncharacterized. The record is from RefSeq and is a predicted model, not a curated record. The transcript is spliced from 8 exons. The coding region runs from base 112 to 1761 and encodes 549 amino acids. Lineage: Eukaryota; Metazoa; Mollusca; Bivalvia; Ostreida; Ostreidae. Gene Ontology annotation, cellular component: cytoplasm.